AGCCUGCGGAGUCGGCCUCGCUGCGAGGCGGGCGCGCGCGGACCCUGCACCGGCCGCGGAGCCGCUAUGGGCCCGCCCGGCCCCGGGCACCGGGCUGCGCCAGCGCCGGCCUAGAGCCAGAAUUGAAGCUACAAAAUGGCUGACCAGGACCCGGGGGGCAUUAGCCCCCUCCAGCAAAUGGUGGCCUCAGGCGCUGGGGCUGUGGUCACCUCUCUCUUCAUGACACCCCUGGAUGUGGUGAGGGUCCGCCUGCAGUCCCAGCGCCCCUCGGUGGCCAGCGAGCUGAUUCCUCCCUCCAGACUCUGGAGCCUCUCCUUCGCCAAAUUGCCCUCCUCUCUCCAAUCUACAGGGAAGUGUCUCCUGUACUGCAAUGGUGUUCUGGAGCCCCUGUACCUGUGCCCAAAUGGUACCCGCUGUACCACCUGGUUUCAGGACCCCACUCGCUUCACUGGCACCAUGGAUGCUUUUCGGCCUCCCAGCCACCCUGGUGAUGACUGUCCCAGCCACUGCAAUCUACUUCACUGCCUAUGACCAACUCAAGGCCUUCCUUUGUGGUCGAGCCCUGACCUCUGACCUCUACGCACCCAUGGUGGCUGGCGCACUGGCCCGCUUGGGCACCGUGACUAUCAUCAGUCCCCUGGAGCUGGUAUGAACAAAGUUGCAGGCUCAGCAUGUCUCAUACCGGGAGCUGGGUGCGUGUGUCCAAGCUGCUGUGGCUCAGGGCGGCUGGCGCUCACUGUGGCUUGGCUGGGGUCCCACUGCCCUUCGUGAUGUGCCCUUCUCAGCCCUGUACUGGUUCAACUAUGAGCUGGUGAAGAGCUGGCUGAGUGGAUCCAGGUCAAAAGAUCAGACAUCUGUGGGCGUCAGCUUUGUGGCUGGCGGCAUCUCAGGGACGGUGGCCGCUAUCCUGACUCUGCCCUUUGACGUGGUGAAGACUCAGCGCCAGGUUGCACUGGGAGCGGUGGAGGCUGUGAGAGUGACACCCCCUCACGCAGACUCCACCUGGCUGCUGCUGCGGAAGAUCUGUGCGGAGUCAGGCACCAGGGGACUCUUUGCAGGCUUCCUCCCGAGGAUCAUCAAGGCCGCUCCUUCCUGUGCUAUCAUGAUCAGCACUUACGAGUUUGGCAAAAGCUUCUGCCAGAGGCUCAACCGGGACCAGCCUCUGGGCUCUUGAAAAGGACGGGGUGGCCCUCAUCUCUUCCAUGGGUGGGGGCGGGGCAGGAGACUGAGUCAAGUGCCUUGUCCUCAGCACUGAGGAGAGGGGCCUCAUUUCCCUUCCCCAGGGGUAGGAGGCUGCCCCUCUGGGCCCACCCAGGCCCCCCUCAUUCCUGCUGCUCCUCAUUCACAAGCCCCAAGAAUCAUCACUUUUCCACCCCCCUAAAUUCAAGACCAAAUCUGCUAACUGCCCCUCCCCAUGUCCCUUUGUAUUUGCUGUAGCUGGGCCUGCCCCCAGGAGCCACAAAACCCUGGGCCUGGCAUAGUCU
This is a messenger RNA of Equus quagga, 1484 nucleotides long. RefSeq names its product solute carrier family 25 member 39 (gene SLC25A39). Lineage: Eukaryota; Metazoa; Chordata; Mammalia; Perissodactyla; Equidae. The transcript has 2 exons. Gene Ontology annotation, biological process: mitochondrial transmembrane transport. The record is from RefSeq and is a predicted model, not a curated record.